Anarrhichthys ocellatus (wolf-eel) is the source of this 1104-nucleotide messenger RNA. It is a transcript of the gene med11, whose product is annotated as mediator complex subunit 11. Gene Ontology annotation, cellular component: mediator complex. The coding region runs from base 214 to 615 and encodes 133 amino acids. The record is from RefSeq and is a predicted model, not a curated record. Lineage: Eukaryota; Metazoa; Chordata; Actinopteri; Perciformes; Anarhichadidae. Gene Ontology annotation, molecular function: transcription coregulator activity. The transcript has 3 exons. Gene Ontology annotation, biological process: regulation of transcription by RNA polymerase II.
GUCAAUUUAGUGGCUUCUUUGUUGACGUGCAGCUUCAUUCAGCUCAGCCCCCUCACGCGCCAGUCUUUGAGAGUUGGACCAAGUAAAGCACAUUUAGUCCUGUCCUACACCGAGCUACGGUCUCCGACACAAUACCGCGUGGACUAAACUGCGUGGACGACAGUAGUACUUGUUCCUGGAGAGCUCCCACUUGUAACAGUCCCCUGCCCGCUCAUGGCGAAUGAGCGACUCAGAGCUCUGGAGGAGGUGGAGAAGGAGAUAGCGACGAUCUUGCAGUGCGCGGGUAACAUAGUACUGGAACUCUCCAAAGACAAACACAACGCCAGCCUGCUGGACAGACAGUUGGUCCAGUUCCAGGGCUCCGUCAACCGAGUGGAGAGCGAACUGAGCGGUCAGAUCCGGUACCUCACACAGGUAGCUACCGGUCAGCCUCAUGAGGGUUCCACCUAUUCUGCCAGGAAGGACUGUCAGAUGGCCCUGAACAGAGCCGAGUACGCUAAGGUCAAACUGGGAGAACUGGGGCGGACAUGUGAAGUCAUGCUGGAGCAGCAACAACAACAACAACAACAGCAGCAACAACAACAACAACAACAACAACAACAACAGCAGACAUGAGAGCAGAGAGAGAUGUCCAGUGCAGCAUUUCACUCUAAUGACUGUAUCUGCCACCAGCCUUAACACCAUCGAUCCUUUUCAUGUUUGUUACAAAUACUGAAGUACCACAAGAAACACAAAGAAAAACUCUUGUGUAUCACAACAAAGUAGUUUAUGUUGCAUUUCUAGGUAUAUUUUGUUAUUAUAUUUUUUUUCUAUUCGUGUCCAUAUGUAGACCGUGUUAAGAUUCUUCUAAUACAAAGAAAGUUGAUACCAAAUGUUUCAGCAGAUCCAGCGCUGACAUCCAGAUUCUCCCUGGAGCUGUGCUCUUACAUCGUACAGGGAGGAAUCUUAACCGAGGGAAUGCAAAAGAUAUCGUUUUCUCCACCAGUCAACCUUCAGUUGUGCGGAAUACUCUGUGACAAAAUACAGUGAAAAGUAACUUUGGAUGGCCAUAUAUGCACUCUGACAAUCUUAAAGGGAUAGUGAGGAUGUUUUGUUGUAUGAGGU